AUGCUCUUGUUUCACAGAUACACUGAACUGCUGAGAAUUCAUCGGUUCGUGGUAUUUGGGGAAAACACUGCUUCCGUAUUACAAUCAAAUCAGAUUGGGAAAACGAUACAUUUAGCUAUUGACGCUGUGUUGGUGUCUACGUGUCUUGCCGGAAUCAAGAGAAACACAGGGUUAACUCCCAAGGUAGAUCAAAUCGGCGAUGAAACGGUUCGCGAAUAUUCAACAAAAUACUUGAAUCUAGGAGAGUCGGCGUAUGAUUAUACGGUUGCUACGCUGGGAUCGUCUUCGUAUUUCAAGAGAAAGUGA
This is a messenger RNA of Kluyveromyces marxianus DMKU3-1042, 306 nucleotides long. RefSeq names its product mitofissin (gene ATG44). NCBI's taxonomy places the organism in Eukaryota, Fungi, Ascomycota, Saccharomycetes, Saccharomycetales, Saccharomycetaceae. Bases 1 to 306 code for a protein of 101 amino acids. The record is from RefSeq and is a predicted model, not a curated record. The transcript is spliced from 2 exons. Gene Ontology annotation, cellular component: cytoplasm.